Messenger RNA from Dioscorea cayenensis subsp. rotundata (Guinea yam), 1065 nucleotides. RefSeq lists its product as uncharacterized. NCBI's taxonomy places the organism in Eukaryota, Viridiplantae, Streptophyta, Magnoliopsida, Dioscoreales, Dioscoreaceae. The transcript has 2 exons. The annotation marks the transcript as partial. Gene Ontology annotation, cellular component: plasma membrane. The record is from RefSeq and is a predicted model, not a curated record.
UCCGAAAAAAAAAAAGAGAAAAAAAGCAAAGGAGAGAAGCCACACCUUAGACAGCUUGAGAAAUGCCGGAGAACUCAGCGCCGGGGAUGCCGAUGCUUCAGAAACCGCCGGGGUUUCGAGAACCAUCGGCGCCGCCCGUCCUCCGCUGCACCACGUCCACCAGGACCACCGCGCAAGCCACCGCAGCUUCCCCGAACUCUCCGGUACCCAGGCAAACCCCCCGCUCGGCGACGCCGUGCUCGCGCGUGCUGCUGCCGACUCUGCUGUUGGCUCUCCCUCAUCCUCAUCGCCAUCGCUUUCCUUGUCGCCGUUACUGGUGCUCUCGCCUAUCUCUGGUUCCAACCCCGGCUUCCCUUGUUCCGGAUCCAAUCCCUCCGGGUCUCGAGAUUCAAUGUCUCCGGAUCCGAUGGUGGUCCUUUCUUCUUGGACGCCUCCAUGGCGAUGACGAUCCAGGCGGCGAACCCUAAUGGCAAGAUGGGGCUCACGUAUUCCGAUCUCGAGGCGGAUGUUUCGAUCGCCGCCGACGACGACGACGGUGAUGUUGAUAUGGGGACAGCGGUGGCGUUGGGAUUUGCGCAGGGGAAGAAGAACUCCACGGCGGUGAAGUUCGCGGUGGUGGCCAAGAGGCUUGGGGUGGAUGAGGCGGUGGGGAAGAGGAUGGCUGCGAUGUAUGCGAGCAAGGAGCUGAGAUUUGGAGUGGAGCUGAAGACGAAGGUAGGGGUUAGUGUUGGCGGUAAGAGCACCGGGCGUGUGCCGAUCCGGGUCGAGUGCGGAGCGGUGAGUUUGAAGCAGGCGGCGCGGGGAAGUGCAACCGAUUCCGUGCUGCCUCAUUGUCACAUUAAUUUGCUCAGAUGGAUUAAUUUACAUUGAUCAAGCAUAAUGAACCUGUUGGUGCCAUUUGCUCUUGGUGAUGUACAGACCUGGAUUUGUAUUUAUACUGCUUUCUUGCCCUUUCUUUCUCCGUUAUGGCCUUAUUUUGGAAAUUUGGAGUGAGACUGACAAUCAUGAUUUGGUUUGGAUUUGUGGAAGCUUGUAUCUAUAAUUUAUCUUUUUUAUUUUUCAAAA